This is a messenger RNA of Capsaspora owczarzaki ATCC 30864, 656 nucleotides long. RefSeq lists its product as hypothetical. Bases 48 to 470 code for a protein of 140 amino acids. The record is from RefSeq and is a predicted model, not a curated record. NCBI's taxonomy places the organism in Eukaryota, Filasterea, Ministeriida, Capsasporidae. The transcript is spliced from 3 exons.
GAUCUUUUGUGCUUUGUGCCACUCUUCCUUUUUUGCUCUUUCACACAAUGUUUGCUCUGCGACGAGUGCCUGCGCUGCUUGCCGCCGCCUCGACCUCGACCCCGGCACCACCAGCAGCAGCAGUGCGAUUAUCUGCACGAUCGCUGUCCAGCCAGGUCCCUGCAGCACGCGGCGGCGGCGGUCACGGCCACGGCCACGGCCACGGGCGUCCGCUCGAUCCCGCGCGCGAGUAUCCGAACGGCUUUCUGUUCAACGAGAAGCCUGGGCCGCGCGCCAAGUGGCAAGAUUGGGAGCCAGCAUGGUACAUUGGCAUGAUUGGCGGUCUGGUCCUGUUUGGCGUCGUCACGUACUAUCGCCCAGACACCGAUCCGACUGUCAAAGCACGCGCUAUCGCACUUGAACGCCUGCGUGAGCAAAAUCCAGAUGCAGUUCACGAGGAGUCAGAGGCUGCUGCUCCUGCCCACCAUUAACAAGGGAUAGAAAAAAACAUGGAAAAAAGUAUGAAACCAAAACGCCCCCAAACGACAAAACCUUCCCGCCGCGUUGCCUUGGAGGAUGGCAAACGCAUUUUGUGAAUCCAUGUCUUUUGUGCUAUUGCUUGUGUGUAUGUGUUGUAUUGUCUAAAUGUCUAUGUGGUGAACAUUGUUCUUUGUUGA